UAUAAGUUGCCCUACGAUCCCAUACAGCAAUGUCUAUUGCAACUUCCGGUAGUUUCUUCAUCAUUGGCGCUAACCGCACGUAACAUUAUACAUGGCAGUCUUCCCUCUUAUAAAAUUGGUGACAUUGAGUAUCAGACAGCUAAGUAAACCUAUUGCCAACCAAAUCAAAAUUAGAGCCAAGAACCACGAAAAGUUUAGAGGACUGCUGAAAUGGGGAGCUCAAAAAUACCACCGCAUUGAAACUACCUCCAAGUUGAAGUUAAUGGGAAUCAAAAGCACCAAAGAAGUGAAACCGUUGAAUGAAGAAAUGGCCGUAGAACUUGGGGCAGACAUGCUGGGGGAAAUAUUUAUAUGGAGUGUAGCUGUAGCUAUGAUUGGUCUGGAGAGUUACAGACAGAGCAGCAAGAGCACGGCCAGUAGGGAAGCUGUGAGAGAAGACUUGGAAGAUCAAAUACAGGCACUGGAGUUUAAACUUGAAGAACAGGAUACUAAAAUUAGGGAACUGAUGAGACUUUCUCAUCAUCUUGAAACCGAGUUAACCACUAUGAAUAAAACAUUGACAGAUGUUGAAAGAAAUACCAGAGCAGCCAGUAAAACUGCAAAAGUGAAAACUGCUAAGAAACCUAAAAAGGUCACUUCAAGUUCUCUUGCAAGGCAAAGUUCAGUAUCACAUGCUGUUGAUGGAGCUAUAAGUUCACUAUUUGGAAAGUCUUAGCAAAGGGUGACAGAAUAUUGAAUUUUGAAUUAUCAAGCAUGGAAGCAAGCAAAGAAUACAGUAAGUGUGUACACUU
Molecule: messenger RNA, 791 nt
Organism: Lingula anatina
Lineage: Eukaryota; Metazoa; Brachiopoda; Lingulata; Lingulida; Lingulidae
Product: optic atrophy 3 protein homolog
Biological process (GO): regulation of lipid metabolic process
Cellular component (GO): mitochondrion
Source: RefSeq, a predicted model, not a curated record